Messenger RNA from Phalaenopsis equestris, 2058 nucleotides. RefSeq lists its product as uncharacterized. The transcript has 8 exons. Bases 74 to 1834 code for a protein of 586 amino acids. Gene Ontology annotation, molecular function: chromatin binding. Lineage: Eukaryota; Viridiplantae; Streptophyta; Magnoliopsida; Asparagales; Orchidaceae. The record is from RefSeq and is a predicted model, not a curated record. Gene Ontology annotation, biological process: DNA-templated transcription.
ACGCACACGACUCCUCCAAAACCAAAAUCUAAUAGUCCCCAAGUCUUUCCCGGGCAAAGCUCGCACGCGCGAAAUGGGAAAGCGGCGAGCCGCUCAAGUCUCCAGCGAAGACGAGGAACCUUCACCGCCGGCGGAUGACCGCCGACGGCGAAAGCAGCGGCGUCUCCGGCACGUUGAGUACGACGAUGACGCCGACAAGAAUAAGGAUCACUCUCCGGCGAAUGGCAGUGGUGCUCGCGAUGGUUCUAGGGAGGCGGAUAGUGAAGCGGAGGGGGAUGAGGACGAGGAGGCAAAGGCUGAGCCAGUAGGAGAAGCUUUGAAGGUCACUGGAAAGGGAAAGAAGAAGAAGACCCAUUAUGGUUCGUUUGAGUUCGAGGGCAAUGUGUUCGAGCUGGAGGAUUCAGUUCUGUUGACUCCUGAGGAUUCGAAGCAGAAACCGUAUGUUGCUAUCAUUAAAGACAUUACUGAAGAUGUUGAUGGGAAUUUUAUGGUAACUGGACAAUGGUUUUAUCGUCCUGAAGAAGCUGAGAAAAAAGGUGGGGGGAACUGGCAAGCCAGAGACACGAGAGAGCUCUUUUACAGCUUCCAUCGAGAUGAUGUCCCAGCUGAAUCUGUUAUGCACAAGUGCGUUGUACAUUUUGUUCCCCUUAACAAAAAGUUGCCAAUUCGUUCUCAGCACCCUGGGUUUAUUGUACAGAAAGUGUAUGAUACCGUAGAGAAAAAACUCUGGAAAUUGACCGACAAAGAUUAUGAAGAUGGAAAGCAACAUGAAAUUGACCUCCUUGUUCAAAAAACUCGGGAGCGUUUAGGUGAACUUCCAGAUCUUGAGCCUGAAGAAACAUCUGGUGAUCAGCAUGAUCAGGCAAAUCAGGCAGCACAAACUACUCAGAUAACAAGUAAAUGGAAUCUCAGGAGGAAACCUGUGCCAUCUAUCGAUGCACAAAGAAUCGAUGGUGUAAGUACUAGGUUUGAUAGUGCAUCAAAAGCAGAAACACCAGGUAGCUGUCCUGGUGAUCUUCUAGAAUAUGAUGCAAUCUUGAAAAAGUUUAAUGCAUUAACUAGAGAUUCACACCGGGAUAAGUGGUUAAAGAAACUUCUAAAAGAAAUUCAAAGCUCAUGCAAGGACUUGGCUCAACCUACUGAUCAUAAUGCGGUUCGCAACACAGAUGGGUCUUCAAAUGCUUCUGAAAAGGUUUUCUGGCCAGAUGCUGUUGUCUCUGCAAUCACUGCACUCGAGAAAGCUUCUCAUGAACUUCUCGGGUCUGAUUUUCAGAAAUACAAUCAAAAAAUGAGGCAACUGGCAUAUAAUCUGAAGAACAAGUUAGCUGAACGUUUGGUGAACGGAGAACUCGAGCCUUCUGUUGUUUUGACUAUGACGCCAGAUGAGUUGAAGGAGGGUUUAACAGUAGCUGAAAGGGCGACCAAGGAACCUGAAAAGACAAAACAAAUGCAGAUGACUGAUGCUCGUUGUUCGAGAUGCUCUAAGAAAGAAGUUGGUGUGGCUGACAUCAUCCAAGCUGGAGGACAUGGCGAUAGAUACCAGCUAGAGUGCAUCGCAUGCGGCCACACAUGGUAUGCAUCCCGGGAUGCCAUUUCAUCGCUCACGAUCGAUACUCCCAACAUCACCGGGAAUGUCGGCACCGCUCCAUGGGCGACGGCCAAGUUCGAAGAAGUGCAGAAGAUGCUAGUAAGCCCUCGUGACUCUGAGAAACCUGCUUCUGAUCUUUUUCAAAAAUCAACCGCUCCUUAUAUGCCUGUGUUAGAAACCCAAAAAUCUUUCAAUAGAUCAAAACCUCAAGAAACUCAUGAUGCUUCGGCAACUAUAGAACACUAGUGGUCUGCAUAUGUGUGCCUUGCUUACGAAUUAUGAAGUAUUUUGCUCUUUUUGUCUAAUGAUAGGCUUCUCUUGCAUCAUUUUGUUUGCGUGUAAAAUUUAGAACUUUUGUGUAAUUUUCAAUGUAGGAAAAGGGCUAGUUUCACCAAGGAACCCUUUCAUUUUGUUGUAAAUAUACCCUACGAGGACGCUUUUUCUAGAAAGCUAAGCACUUUUGAUUGUUU